Molecule: messenger RNA, 811 nt
Organism: Limulus polyphemus (Atlantic horseshoe crab)
Lineage: Eukaryota; Metazoa; Arthropoda; Merostomata; Xiphosura; Limulidae
Exons: 1
Source: RefSeq, a predicted model, not a curated record
CCACUCAUCCAUUCGUUCACAAUCUGAAACCAGAGGUCACAAUAUAUCAUUUAACGAUUGCUCUAUCAUCACCACACGAUCUUCAGACCUUGACCUCAUCACCACACUAUCUUCAAACCUUGACCUCAUCACCACACUAUCUUCAGACCUUGACCUCAUCACCACACUAUCUUCAAACCUUGACCUCAUCACCACACUAUCUUCAGACCUUGACCUAAUCACCACAUUAUCUUCAGACCUUGACCUCAUCACCACACGAUCUUCAGACCUUGACCUCAUCACCAUACUAUCUUCAGACCUUGACCUCAUCACCACACGAUCUUCAGACCCUGACCUCAUCACCACACGAUCUUCAGACCUUGAUCUCAUCACCACACGAUCUUCAGACCUUGACCUCAUCACCACACUAUCUUCAAACCUUGAAUCAUCACCACACGAUCUUCAGACCUUGAUCUCAUCACCACACGAUCUUCAGACCCUGACCUCAUCACCACACGAUCUUCAGACCUUGACCUCAUCACCACACUAUCUUCAAACCUUGACCUCAUCACCACACUAUCUUCAAACCUUGACCUCAUCACCACACGAUCUUCAGACCCUGACCUCAUCACCACACGAUCUUCAGACCUUGAUCUCAUCACCACACGAUCUUCAGACCCUGACCUCAUCACCACACGAUCUUCAGACCUUGACCUCAUCACCACACUAUCGUCAGACCCUGACCUCAUCACCACACGAUAUUCAGACCUUGACCUCAUCACCACACUAUCUUCAGACCUUGACCUUUACAUUAAAUAAAAUUUACUCAUAG